AUGGCAUCUCAGUCGGGAUUUAGCCUUCAUGUCACGAUCUACAUUGACCCGGCCAAUGUGCCCAAGUUCUUUGAACAUUUUAAGCCAGUCUACGAGGCUGUGAGUGCGGAGCCCGAGUGUCGCUUCUUCGAGCUGUAUCAGUCCCCGGAGGACCCUGGAACUCUGAGCUGGGUUGAAGACUGGACGAUGAGCCUUCCGGAGUUCAUGGAGAAACAAAUGACCAAGGAAUACUACAAGGAAUAUUUCGCUGCGACCGACCCUAUGUUCUUGAAGCCCAGAGAGUUCAAGAUACUUAACAGGGUGGGGGCGCCUUACUUCAUGGCCAAGGACCAGUAG
This is a messenger RNA of Penicillium daleae, 336 nucleotides long. RefSeq names its product putative quinol monooxygenase. Bases 1 to 336 code for a protein of 111 amino acids. The record is from RefSeq and is a predicted model, not a curated record. The transcript is spliced from 3 exons. Lineage: Eukaryota; Fungi; Ascomycota; Eurotiomycetes; Eurotiales; Aspergillaceae.